Molecule: messenger RNA, 866 nt
Organism: Trematomus bernacchii (emerald rockcod)
Lineage: Eukaryota; Metazoa; Chordata; Actinopteri; Perciformes; Nototheniidae
Product: serum amyloid P-component-like
Exons: 5
Coding region: 52-732 (226 amino acids)
Source: RefSeq, a predicted model, not a curated record
ACUCACAAGUCAGUACGGUGUUGCACAAAUCACUCUGACACAGGAUUCAAGAUGGCGUUGUAUCUUCUACUGCUGAUGGUCACAGCCUGUGCUGCCACUCCUCAAGAUCUGUCAGGUCAAAUGUUUACCUUCCCGCAAGAAACUAACUCAGCUCAUGUGAGGCUGACAACAUCAAGACAGGUUCUGAGUGCUGUAACCGUCUGUUUCAGGUCCUUUUCAGAUCUCCGUAGAGACAUCACCCUUUUCUCUUUGUCCACACCUUCCGCUGACAAUGAUUUUGGGAUAUAUAAGCUAGCUGCAACUGAUGAGUUUGAAAUGUGGAUCAGGAAUACAAAAAUGGACUUCAUAGGGCAGGACUACAAACUGAAUACUUGGCACUCACUUUGUUCCACCUGGGACUCUGGAUCUGGACUGUUUCAGAUGUGGUUAGACGGACAGCCCUCAUCUAGGAGAUUCAUGAGCGCUGGAUCCAGCAUCAGUGGGCACAUUAUAAUUGUUUUAGGCCAGGACCAGGAUUCCCAUGGUGGAGGGUUUGACAUUGCUCAGUCUUUUGUUGGCAUGAUGUCUGAUGUCCACAUGUGGGACCACGUCCUCUCCCCCUGCGAGAUCCAGAACUACGUGCAUCAUCUAAACUUCCCCCCAGGGAACGUGCUCAACUGGAACGAGCUGGAGUUCCAGAUCAUCGGAAGAGUGCUGAUAGAAGACAAACAAAAGGUUGAGACCUGCUAUUAAACCUUAUGCAUAGAAAGUGAAUAAACAAUAUGAAAAUACAUUCACUUAAGAGAGAAUAACAUCAAUGCAUUCAAAUGAACUUUGAAUACAUAAAACAAAGGUUUAUCGAUCGUCACCAAAUGAUUUUAUAUCAG